CAAGUCUUCUUCAGUCUUCCGAUCCUCUCGCCGCCGCCUCCCCCUCCCCUCCCCUCCGUCAUCUCCUCCGACUUUUGCUCGCUCGAUCUUCAGCUAGGGUUUGCGUACUAAAGAUGACUUCCAGGAGAGGGAGCUGGAGUUCUUCUAGUUCUGGUAACAAUAGUCAUCCCUCUUCCAAGGGUAAAGAGAUGUCAGAGGUUGAGCAAUUGAGUCGGGGAGUGGGAAAUGUUCGAAUGGAUUCCGCACCAGAUGAUGGUGGUGAGUGGGAAGUAUAUGCUAGGAAGUCGAGAACCAAAGCUGGUAGCAGCUCCGGGAAACCCUUGCCUCAGAAUUCUAAUUCUAAAGUAUGGGGGCAGCAAGAUGUGGCUCAGAAGCCGGUUAUGCAGACUAAUAGUGGAUCAGGGAGGGCAGCUGGCAACAGAUCCGGGUUUCCACAAACUGCUGAUUUCAGGAAACCAGCUGGUAGAGGAAGCAUGAGCUCUUCACAAUAUGUGGCGCCACAAACUGUGCUUAGGCCACCUCUUGAGCAUGGAUGGAAUUGGCAAGGCAGAGCUGGUUCGGUGCAGGCUGGGUUUCAAGAGGAUGACCAAAUUAAUUAUAACUUGUCCUCAAAUGAUGCUGCUGGUGAGGAUGGUGAGGCGGACAAGGAUCGUGAUGCUGACGAUGAUGACGUGGAUGACGAUGACCUUGAUAUGAUGGAUGAUUCUGAUGAUGAUUUGAUGAGUGAUGAAUUUGAUUCUGACGCAAGUCAAAAGAGCCAUGGAACGCGGAAGAGCAAUAGGUGGUUUAAGAAAUUUUUUGAGAUAAUGGAUUCGUUGACUGUUGAGGAGAUAAAUGAACCUGGAAGGCAGUGGCACUGUCCUGCUUGUCGUGGGGGUCCUGGUGCUAUUGACUGGUACCGAGGUCUGCAGCCUCUGAUGGCACAUGCAAAAACAAUUGGAGCGAAAAGGGUUAAGCUUCACCGGGAGCUCGCAGAACUCUUAGAUGAGGAGUUGAUGAGGAGAGGCACUUCAGUGGUCCCUGCUGGCGAAGUAUUUGGGAAGUGGAAAGGGUUGAAGGUUGAGGAGAAAGAUUAUGACAUAGUGUGGCCUCCAAUGGUUGUCAUCAUGAACACAAUCCUGGAAAAGGAUGAAAAUGACAAGUGGAUUGGUAUGGGAAACCAAGAACUUCUGGACUGCUUCAGUUCGUAUCAAGCUGUAAAAGCUCGUCAUGCUUAUGGACCUCUGGGUCAUCGUGGCAUGAGCAUUCUUAUUUUUGAGACCUCUCCAAGGGGCUUUUUCGAGGCUGAACGUCUGCACAAGCACUUUGCAGACCAAGGAACAGACAGAAGUGCUUGGGAUCGCCGAGGUUCCUUAUUUCAUCCUGGGGGAAAACGUCAGCUUUAUGGAUAUAUGGCAAUAAAAGAGGAUUUAGACAUUUUUAACAGGCACUCACAAGCUAAAUCUAAGCUGAAAUUUGAGUUGAGAUCCUACAAAGAGAUGGUCGUUAACCAAGUGAAUCAGAUGACGGAGGACAACCAGCAACUGAUCUGGCUUAAGAACAAGGUUGUCAAGGAGCGAAUGCACUCGAGGGAACUGGCGAAGUCAUUUGACAUCGUGUCUGAAAAGCUGCGGAAGACCAUCGCGGAGAACCGUAUUGUAAGGCACAGAACGAAGAUGCAACAUGAACAGAGCAAGGAGGAAAUGGAUUAUCAGGAGCAGUUCUUCAAAGAGCAAAUGAACGUCAUCCAUGAUGAAUUGAAUGCGAAGGAAGAGGACUUUGAGAGGGAACAACAGGAGAAGAGGGAGCGGGUGAGGCAAUCAAAUGCUAAUCCUUCAAGUGCUGAAGAUAAGACGAGGGGGAUGGACGAAAUUGCUGAGUUCAUCCAGCUCCAGGAAAAGGAAAUGGAUGAAUUCGUGGUGAAAAGGGAGAUGCUGGAGAAAGAGCAUGAAGACAAGCUGGUGGCGAUGAAGAAGAGGCAUUGGGAUGAGGAAGUGGAGUUGGAGAAGGAGUUCAAGACCCAACUCACUCAACUGAUGGAGUCAUACUCCCACCAUUGACCUGGACGAGAUGCGGACAUUGCUUUUUCUUACAUGAGAGUAGAGAGGCCUUCGACAUUUUAUUCCGGAAGUAAUGUUUUUCGACAAUUUAGGGUAUGCCUUGAAACUUUUCGAAAAGGAUCAGAAGGCAAUGUAUGUGGAUGUUUAGGC
This is a messenger RNA of Rhodamnia argentea, 2189 nucleotides long. Its product is annotated as protein SUPPRESSOR OF GENE SILENCING 3. NCBI's taxonomy places the organism in Eukaryota, Viridiplantae, Streptophyta, Magnoliopsida, Myrtales, Myrtaceae. The record is from RefSeq and is a predicted model, not a curated record. The coding region runs from base 114 to 2039 and encodes 641 amino acids. The transcript has 6 exons. Gene Ontology annotation, biological process: regulatory ncRNA-mediated gene silencing; defense response to virus.